UGUGCUUGUUAUUUGUCAAUUUAUUUAAAAUUUUGAUAAGAGAAUAUACUUAAUAAUUUAAUAAGUGAAUAAUGAUUGCUAGAUAUAUGACAUGAUAUAAAUAAGAGAGAAAGAAUGAAAAUGAGAAGAUUAAGGAAAAGAGGAGAAAGGGAUUUGUGUUAUGUAAAAGAUGUAAAAUAUCCUACAGCAGGCAUAAUUGUUAUUGGAAAUGAAAUCUUGAAAGCUCAAGUAAAAGAUACAAAUUCCUAUUAUGUGUGUAAUUUAUUAUAUAAAUGUGGUAUUAAAGUGAAAAAGAUUUCUGUAAUCAGUGACGAUAUUGAAGAAAUUUCAGAAGAAAUUAAAAAUGCUUCUAAUGAAUAUACUUAUGUUAUCACAUCUGGUGGAAUUGGGCCAACACAUGAUGAUGUUACAUUUGAAGGUCUUGCCAAAGCAUUUAAUGAUAAACUGCAUUAUCAUCCAAAACUGAUAGAAAUAAUAAAAUAUCAUUUUGGGAUAAAUGAUGUUUCAUCCCCUGCUUUUAAAAUGGCUCAGAUUCCACAGAAAGCAUCUUUAAAGUUUGGUUUAAAUACAAAUAUAAACAAACCAAAUAUUUAUCCAUAUAUUGUAAUGGAAAAUGUAUAUGUUUUUCCUGGCUCACCUGUAUUUUUUGAGGUAUCUUUCCAAAGAUUAUACGAGGAAUUACUUUCUAUGAACAGAAAAUUUAUAAAGGAUGAAGUAUUUAUUGAUGCCAAAGAAGAAUCUUUUGCAAAUGCUUUAUCAACUGUAGUAAAAGAAUUUCCCAAUGUUUCUUUUGGAUCUUAUCCAGUGAGUAAUUGCAGGUAUUUUAAAGCGUUUGUAACUAUAGAAAGCAACAACGAAAGUGAUACUAAAAGAGCAAAACAAAGAUUUUAUGAAUUGAAUCCUGCAAAUAUCUUCAUAAAUUUUGAUCGGACUCCACAUAUAAACUGUGUUGCCAAGUAUAAUAAUUUUCUUCAAACUUGCUCACAUCGGUCGAUUUUUGAGCAAUCUCUUGAAAAACUUAGACAAUUUUAUCAGAAUCCGGAAUAUAUUUCAAUAUGUAUCGAUGGUAGUAUAGGAUCAAGCAUUGUUAUUCAUCUCGCUCAUAUAUGUAAAACUCAAUUGCAUUUUGAUACCAAAUUGCAAGUAGUUUGCUUCAAGAAAAAAGAGAUGCCGGUUGAUAUAGAAGAAUUUAUCAAGGAAAUGAUUGACAAAUAUAAUUUAAUAGUAUACACCGUGGAAAAUACAACUGAUAGUAAGAUAAAUGCAAGCAUUUCGCAUUUACGGACAUUAUUAGUUGGAACGAUCGAAAAAACUGGCAAAGAUAAAGUUAAUCUCAAUUAUGAAAGUUUAAAGUAUAAUCAUAUAAAUUUAGAAAUUUAUAAUCCUUUGAAUAACUGGACGAAGAAAGACGUAUGGACUCUUGCUUCAUCAUUGUAUUUACCAUAUAAAUUGCCAAUUUGAAGAAAAAUGGAUGAAUGUAAUAGGCGCAUAUAAAAACAAUUUUGUAUUGUUUGCGAUUUUCAAUAUAUCUGUUCAACCAUUCAAAUGGUGAAACUGGAGUGUACAUGGAAGAAAGAGAUACUGGAAGGAAUAGGAGGACUAAGGGCGAGACCGAGGUAUCGGUCGAGAGUAGAGCCAAAUUACAAGCUCAUAUUACACAUUUUUCAGCUGAAGAAAGCCGGCUGGCUGGAAAGAGAACGUCCUUGUCAUUUUCUUUUAUUCCUUCACUCGUUUCAGUCUUUUGAAAUUUUAUUCUGAGUUAAAGUAUUUCCACUUUUAUCCACUGGAACUUUAAAAUGAGAGCGAAUAAUAAUAUCGACGUUUUUUUCA
Molecule: messenger RNA, 1830 nt
Organism: Pogonomyrmex barbatus (red harvester ant)
Lineage: Eukaryota; Metazoa; Arthropoda; Insecta; Hymenoptera; Formicidae
Product: bifunctional FAD diphosphatase/FAD synthase
Source: RefSeq, a predicted model, not a curated record